CAUGCAGAGCUGUAUUAAGGAGCAAAGUACAGGGGAAAACUCGCGAGAAAGUGUGUGGCGUGCUUUGGUGAAGUGCAGUGAAGCCUGGCCGACCGAGGCGGAAGUGAAGAUUGACAAGUUGUAAUAGACAAGCGGCCCGAGAUUUCCAGCUGGUGCUUCCCAAGAAAAUGCCUGGGUUAAGUGGGAAAGUUCAGACUGUGCAGGGGCUGAUUGAUCCUAGUCAGCUGGGUCGUACCCUGCCCCACGAGCACUUGGCCUUGAGUUUCGCUUGUUGCUACUCGCCACCGGCUCCCGGGCAAGAAGAGCGCUCGGAAAUGCCCAUAGCCAUGAGUAACAUGCACUGGCUUCAACAGAACCCGUACAGUCACAGGGGCAACCUCUUGUUGAACGAAGAGGCCGAGGUGGUGAAAGAGGAGCUGCUGCAGUUUAAGAAAGCAGGAGGUGGGACUAUCGUGGAGAACACCACGACAGGGAUUUGUAGAGAUGUGAAGACUCUCCGACGCCUUUCUCAGGAAACCGGUGUGCAUGUAAUUGCAGGGGCAGGAUUCUAUGUGGGUGCAACUCACUCCCCUGAAACGCAGAACAUGACUGUGGAAAAUUUAACAGGUAUUCUUGUGAAUGAGAUUCUCCAUGGAGCAGAUGGAACUGACAUCAAAUGUGGAGUGAUCGGAGAAAUUGGCUGUUCUUGGCCAAUCACCGAGAGUGAAAAGAAAGUUCUUCGUGCCACAGCUGAGGCACAGACACAGCUUGGCUGUCCUGUUAUCAUUCACCCAGGCAGAGACGUUGACUCGCCUUUCCAGAUUAUUCAAAUACUUCAGGAGGCUGGGGCUGACAUCUCUAAAACAGUCAUGUCCCAUCUAGACCGGUCCAUUUUUGACCCGAAUAAACUGAUGGAGUUUGCCAGACUGGGAAGUUACCUCGAGUAUGAUCUAUUCGGCACUGAAUUCUUGAACUAUGCGUUAAAUCCUACAAUCGAUAUGCCAUGUGACAAUGAAAGAAUCCGACGAAUCCGUUUUCUUGUGGAAGAGGGUUAUGAAGAUAAACUGCUGAUAUCCCACGAUAUUCACACCAAAAACCGAUUGACUAAGUAUGGAGGGCACGGCUAUUCCCACAUUCUAACCAACAUAGUCCCGAAAAUGAACCAGCGAGGCUUUUCGCAAUGUGUCAUCGAUAAGAUUUUAGUGGGAAACCCGAAACGUUGGCUAACGUUCAAAUAAUUAAAUGAACGUGAUUUAUAAUUGAUUUUAAGGAAUAUGUUUCUCAAUGAAGCGAUGUAUAGUUGAUUUAUGUGCAAUGCUUCUCUAUAAUAUCCUAAUUGCAAAUACACUAAGAAAAUUAUAUAUUCUUAAUCUAUGAUAGAUUAGGAAAAAUAGACCAUAAAUGUGUGAAGGAUCCUUGUUUCGUGAUGUCAUGCUGUUUACUUGUACGACAAUAAAACGUUUAGCAAACUUAAUGAGGCAGAUCGUGCAGUUUAGAGCAGCAUUUGCUGUAAUGGGAUGGGAUUUAUAGCAAUUAAAAUCCACUUGGGGCUAUUGUCACUCGGUCCAUAAUUUAUCCAUUUGUUGCUUGCCUUCACUAACACGUGAUCGCAGUGGAGUGGUUCGGGAAAAUGUUACUCAUGUAAACAUUUGAGUAAAUAGAUUGGCACAUUUCUGAAAUGUAAUCCACUUCUCUGCAUUAACAAUAUUGGCUACAAUUAAAACGUUUUUAUUCAUAUCAAGGCACAUCCAAUUAAUACGUGUUUCAGCCCAUUAUUAUUUGUUUCCAUUUGUUUCCUAUCGGCGACUUUCAUAGAUAAUAACGCCACAUUGAUACGGCUGGUGGCAACUGGAUACUAAGAAGGAACUGUGAUGAGCAGUUUGUCAAAAGAGCAGGGAUGGAAGUUUAAUUUAGACUCCACUUGUUGCCUUAAGUCUAUUUUACAAUCGUCCAGAAACAAUAUUAGCUUGAAGAAACUGUUUCCUACAAAGUUUUUAAUCCUAGAUUUAAGACGUUAUUUCCUUGCAACUUUAAUCUAUUUACGCAUUGAAACAACAGUACUUUUACAAAUUAUAUUUAACACAGAAUAGACGAAACACUUGACGGUAUUGCAUCCUCUUUUAA
Messenger RNA from Leucoraja erinaceus (little skate), 2103 nucleotides. RefSeq names its product phosphotriesterase related (gene pter). Gene Ontology annotation, biological process: catabolic process. NCBI's taxonomy places the organism in Eukaryota, Metazoa, Chordata, Chondrichthyes, Rajiformes, Rajidae. Bases 168 to 1217 code for a protein of 349 amino acids. Gene Ontology annotation, molecular function: zinc ion binding; hydrolase activity, acting on ester bonds. The transcript has 5 exons. The record is from RefSeq and is a predicted model, not a curated record.